UUGUGCUGCUCAGAGACGCUCUCUCUACCGGAGCUAGCACAGAAGCUGCACUUCAGGAGAAGAAAAACACAGACCUCAAAGACAGAAAAAUGUCGUCCUACGUCUCCUGCGAUUAUCGUCGCGUCUGCCCCUCUGUCCACGGGAACAAAUUCGACACGGCGCACCGCAAAAAGGCCGUGGCCAACAUCUUCGAGAACGUAAACCAGGAUGCCCUGAUGAGACUGUUUCAGAAAACGGGCGACGUGAAGGCAGAGGAAAGAGUGAGGAGCAUUUUCUCCUACACGCAGGAUCCGGAGGAGACGGCCCGGGCUCUGAUGGCUCUGAAGCAGCGGAAAAAGGACAAGUUCCUCCAGAUCGUGGGAAUGGUGCGGAUGCUGCUUAAAAUACGCUGACUGUGCGCCAGCUAUCUGUGUCUCUCACUAAACCAAAUGUGGAAACACUACUGAUACAACCGAGAUGCCGCCAGAGGUGCGGCUUAUCUUUCGCCUGGAAGAGAAAGGAAGCACCGGGUGCAGAGGAGAGCAUGCAGCCGGCUGCAGCGACUGUCGCCUCGAAGGCUGAACAGACAGUCGGAGAGUCCUGUCAGGAACCACGGAGCGAGAAUAAUGGACUUGAAAUAUCCGCAUAAACGUCGUCCUUGAGCCUUGAAUUAAUAUGUGCACUCUGGUGAAGAACUGACUGUGAAAUCCUACCCAGUAUAGGUGCACAUUACUGUGUUGAUCAUGGUGCAUAGCUCUGAAAUAUGACUGUAAUGUGCCAAAGAAUUUCUACAUGUAUGCCUGUCUUGCACAUGCCUUUUUGUAGUUUCUUUUUAUUUAAAUACUAGCCACUAAAGGGGACUAAGGUGGCCACUGUUGUGUUGUUUUCAAACAAUGUUAUGAUGAUGAUUUACAGGAGGUGUUUCUUUGUUUCUUAAUUUUAAUAAAUCCUUUUUUAUUUAAA
Cheilinus undulatus (humphead wrasse) is the source of this 942-nucleotide messenger RNA. RefSeq names its product transcriptional and immune response regulator a (gene tcima). The record is from RefSeq and is a predicted model, not a curated record. The coding region runs from base 90 to 392 and encodes 100 amino acids. Gene Ontology annotation, cellular component: cytosol; nucleus. Gene Ontology annotation, biological process: endothelial cell activation involved in immune response; negative regulation of Notch signaling pathway. The transcript has a single exon. Gene Ontology annotation, molecular function: Notch binding. NCBI's taxonomy places the organism in Eukaryota, Metazoa, Chordata, Actinopteri, Labriformes, Labridae.